Betta splendens (Siamese fighting fish) is the source of this 1019-nucleotide messenger RNA. RefSeq names its product proteasome activator subunit 1 (gene psme1). Gene Ontology annotation, biological process: regulation of G1/S transition of mitotic cell cycle; regulation of proteasomal protein catabolic process; positive regulation of endopeptidase activity. The coding region runs from base 104 to 856 and encodes 250 amino acids. NCBI's taxonomy places the organism in Eukaryota, Metazoa, Chordata, Actinopteri, Anabantiformes, Osphronemidae. Gene Ontology annotation, molecular function: endopeptidase activator activity. The transcript has 12 exons. The record is from RefSeq and is a predicted model, not a curated record. Gene Ontology annotation, cellular component: cytoplasm; proteasome activator complex; nucleoplasm.
CAUAAUGCAACAGCGUCAUAAGCCAUUAGCCUGGGAAAGUACGGAACUGUCUGAAAUGCGCCUUAGUUUCGUUUUCGGUUUUUAUGCUGAGUAACUAGACGACAUGGCUUCUAUGGACAUUUGCCUCGACUCCAAGAAACAGGUGGAUGGCUUCUGUCAGAAGCUCACCAAGGAGGCAGAGGAGCUGGUUUCCAAAUUUUUCCCCCAGAAGCUUGAGGAGCUUCAGAUGCUGCUGAAGACGUCCUUCAGCUGUGAGGACCUGACGUCUCUGAAGGCUCCGCUGGACAUCCCCAUCCCCGACCCCGCUAAAGAGGAGGCCAAACGCAAGAAGAAGGAGGAGAAGGAGGCGAAGGAGGGAAAGAAAGACAAGGACAAGGACAAGGAGGAGGAAGAGUCAGGGCCUCCCUGUGGUCCCAUCUGCUGCAACGAGCGGAUCGAGAGUCUGCUGCAGGAAGUGAAGCCUCAGAUCCAGACUCUGAAGGAGAAGCUCAACACGGUGUCAAUGUGGGUGCAGCUCCAAAUUCCCAGAAUUGAGGAUGGUAACAACUUUGGAGUGGCUGUGCAGGAGAAAGUGUUCGAGCUGCUGACCAACACGCGCACCAAGAUCGAGGCGUUCCAAACUCAGAUUUCAAAAUACUACAGUGAGAGAGGUGAUGCUGUGGCCAAAGCCUCCAAACAGCCACACGUGGGAGACUACAGACAGCUGGUUCACGAGCUCGACCAGUAUCAGUACCGUGAGCUCCGCCUCGUGGUUCUGGACAUCCGCAACACAUAUGCUGUGCUGUUUGAUAUCAUUAACAAGAACUACGACAAGAUUAAGAGACCCAGAGGAGACGGGAAAGCUCUCAUCUACUGAGAGCGACGCCAGCAAACUCUCCCUCACUGGCUUUCUAGGAUACAACCAGUGUUUUAUGACACUGUCUUAAAGUAACGGGACUCCCCCUGUGGUAGAAACGGCUUCUUCUUACUGGGCUGCAGUUUGGUUUCACAUGACAAAAUAAAGCAACAUGAUUCUGGUA